Molecule: messenger RNA, 681 nt
Organism: Fusarium coffeatum
Lineage: Eukaryota; Fungi; Ascomycota; Sordariomycetes; Hypocreales; Nectriaceae
Exons: 2
Coding region: 1-681 (226 amino acids)
Source: RefSeq, a predicted model, not a curated record
AUGCUCUUCAAAUACAUUCUUCCCACCCUGCUGGCCUCUAAGGCUGUAGCUAUUCCAGUUGCAGACAAUGAUCAAGAUCUUGUGCUUUUCAAACGCGACGACGUCCUCGAAGCUCGCGAUCUCGAGCUCGCAGACAUCCAUGGUGUCAAUCUGACCGAGAUGUACAAGCACUCCAUGUUCAAGCGCGACGACGGUGACCACGUCGUCGUCUGGGUCGCUCGAAGCUUCACUGAGGAAGAACCUAGCUUGACCAAACGUCAGGGUGCCCGUCCUGGCAGAGAGAGCGGCUUUGGAACCGACAGUGCCUCUGACUACUGCCGCGACCACAAGAGGCAGAACCACGCAGGGCCAAACGGGCCUUACUCAGGUGGUGUGCAGGCUAUGUAUCGCUGGGCUCGCGGCCACAGAGGUGGUAGCUGGCCUUUGGGAAAGAGCUGGGAGAACCUAGUUAUUGCCGGCUCCAACAAGGGCGCCAACGCUGUUUACAAGGCCAGGCGCGUUAGUGGUCUGGGUGGUGCAAGAAUUGGUACCAUGGAUGUGCGCAACGAUGCGGACUGGACCCAGAACAGGGCGCGUGAGUUCAGUGGUCGUGGGUGGCGGGCUUCUUCGAAGGGAGGAGAGACUUGCGUCAUUAAUUCGCGUAUAAACUAUGAGAUUGUCAGGACUGAUCUUCGCUACUAA